This is a messenger RNA of Phytomonas sp. EM1, 534 nucleotides long. Lineage: Eukaryota; Euglenozoa; Kinetoplastea; Trypanosomatida; Trypanosomatidae. The record is from the annotation of a GenBank genome assembly.
AUGUCCUUGUUUAGACAGAGGCGUUUAGUUGCAACCUUUGAGAGGGGCCCGACACCCUCAAAUUCAGAGUCCGAGCACUCCUCGGCGUCAGCGCCCAUUGCAACGCGACUCUACUCCCUGAUGCAGUACCACCGGCUUCACCAUCUCGACCCCAGAAUGGGUAAGGGCAAGCAGCUCGAGCAGCAGGCGUGGUCGCUCCUCCAGGAUUUGGAUGAGGUCGAGGUGAAAUCAAUGGCCGCCAAAGAUCUCGCGGAGUUGCUCACCGCGUGGUGCUACUUUGCCCGGUACUGGGAUCGAGGGAUGGAUGGGCCCUCACCAAGAAGCCAAAAAGAAGAUGAAGUAGCGACCAAAGAGGAGGAAAACCAGAGGUCAGGGACUGAAUCCAUUUGGGAUGAGGUUCCGCUAGUAACGCGCGACAACACUCAAGCUGCGUCUUCACCCUACACGCAGCGGGAAGUCAUGGCACCGCCUCGUCGUUCUAGCCCUCUGGAUGAGGUCUUGGAUUUUUAGUAAAACAGAACUGGUAAAAUUUAU